This is a messenger RNA of Rhopilema esculentum, 4939 nucleotides long. Its product is annotated as D-aspartate oxidase. Gene Ontology annotation, cellular component: cytoplasm. NCBI's taxonomy places the organism in Eukaryota, Metazoa, Cnidaria, Scyphozoa, Rhizostomeae, Rhizostomatidae. Gene Ontology annotation, biological process: D-amino acid catabolic process. Gene Ontology annotation, molecular function: FAD binding; D-amino-acid oxidase activity. The record is from RefSeq and is a predicted model, not a curated record.
CCCCAAUCCCAAGCCAACCCCCUUGCAUCGGCUCAUCACAGCUGCGUUGCGUUUGUUUGGCAGUGUUUUUGUUUCGGUGAGAAACUUGAUAUGAUGCGAGUCGAUCCAUAAAGAGCUACUGGGUACAAAGUGAAUAAUAUUCCACUCUCAUUUGUUUCUCUUGGCAGUUUUUCACGAGAAGUACAGGUCAGACCCAACUUCGAUUAUUAUUUCUGUGCUCUGUCAGACCCAAUUCGUUGGUCAGACCUCGCUCAGGCCAGUCAGACCUCGCUCAGGCCAGUCAGACCUCAGACACAUUGCUCAGUCAAAAUGGUGAAAAUUGCAGUUAUCGGUGCUGGCAUUAUCGGCCUUUCUUCAGCAUACGUCCUAAAAACGUUUAAUGAUCAUCUAGACGUUACAUUGUUCGCAGAGAAAUUCAGUCCAAACACAACAAGUGAUGGUGCAGCAGGGAUUUUCAAAAUUGAUGAAAGUGAUGAGGGAUUAAUGAAUACGCCGGAAGAAUUGAUAAGCAAAUGGGCAACUGGAACUUGCAAGUGGUACAAACAAAUCCUAAAGACAGAUUUCGCACCAAAUAUUGGAAUUAGCAAUAUCUCUGGUUACUUCAUUAGCGAUAAAGAAACAUUGGAGAUGGGUUCCUGGUCGAAGAAUCUAGACAAUCUUGUUAAAUUGACAGAAGAACAACUGGCAGAGUUUGGCGAGGAAAUAAGAUCUGGCUACUUCAUAUCAAGUGUAAUCUGCGAAAGCAGCAAAUACCUUCCUUGGCUUCUUAAAAGAUUCAAAGAGAAGAAUGGAAAGGUGAUCGAGAAAAGAAUCAAUUCAUUUGAUGAGCUUAUCGACUUUGAUAUCAUCGUCAACUGCAGUGGAGUUGGAGCACGUGAUCUCACUGGAGAUAAGGAACUUGUGCCACUGCGAGGCCAACUAGUAAGGGUGAAAGCGCCUUGGAUUCGGCAUUUUUAUCAUGUUUCGAUUUACAAGGGAACUGAUCCAUAUACCACGUACAUAUACCCAAACAUUGAUAAUGUUGUAUUGGGCACCGUGAGUCAGCAGUCCACGGAUUAUAACAUUUCUGAAAAGGACAGCAAAUUUAUUCUCAAUAGGGCCGGUAGAUGCAUACCAUCGUUGAAGAAAGCAGAGAUAGUAAACGAAUGGGUUGGCCUUAGGCCAUCCCGACUGUCAUCGGUUCGACUUGAGAAAGAGGAAGUGUGUUUGAAGGCAGCUGAUGGAAAGGCUACCAAAAAAGUUAAGAUUGUUCAUAACUAUGGACAUGGUCCGUGUGGCAUCACAUUGCACUGGGGUUGCGCACAGAAUGUAUUGGAAUUGGUGAAAGAAAGCUUGGAAGAGAUUAAUGGCCUAAGCUCAAAAUCGAAACUUUAGAAAAAAGAAACAGCAAAUGCUUCUACAUUAGAACAAUAAUUAAUUAACGAUAUCGGUAUUUUCUGAACCAGAUCAAUAAAAAAGAUGUUGUGGAAUAUGAUUUUGUAUGGCAUAAUAGGUUAUAAAAUAUUUUUAUACAAACAAAUUUUAUGAGAGGAUUUAAUAAAGUAUUUUCCGAAGGUUUUUUAAUCUUAUUUUCUUUUAUAAUGAUCAGAGGUCGUUGCAAAAACCAGAUCAUCACAGUCUAAACAGUGGCGGAUUUUAGGGGGCAACUAGGGGAAGUUGCCCCUACCUCAACGAGUUGAAGAAAGUCUGGCGCCCCUUUUUUGGAAAUUGUGCGCCCCUUUUGAAGAAUGGGAAUCAGAUGAAAAAGUUUUUGAGACCGAUAGGUUAAUUUGCUUCAAGGAUUACCUCAAAGUUAUUUAUUCCGAAAAUGGAUCUGGAAUCGUUGUAUACAGCGUACUCUUGUCAACAAUUUUGAAAAUUUUUCAGUGCCCCCACUAGUAACUGCCCCUCUAUGAAAUUUGCUCUGGAUCCGCCCCUGAGUCUAAAUGCAUUGCAAGCCCCAAAAGCACGUCUCCUUUAAUUGCUUGUCGAGAAAUAGUAUAUGUCAAUCAAUCCACGUAUUAACUACCUAGCUUCGAAAAUAUAUUUUUAGGACAUUGAGAAGCUGUGCUUAUCGAGCAGUGUUCUGGUCUUUUCUCUGUUGUUGAGUACACCUCCUGAUUCAUACACUUGGAAAUACAGAGAGAUAGCGACUCCCCUCGCUUUGAGUAGAUGUCUGGUCGUGUUAGUGGCUCAAACAACAGACCUUUUGGCCUACAAUCCGCGACACGAAUCCUUGAGGCAUUCUCACACAUUCUACAAUUCAUAAGCAAUCUAAACAGGUCAAAUUGUACAAUAGAAACAAAACAAACAAACAAAAACAUAGCUAAUCAUGUAAAGAGAUAUUUACAAGUAUAUGAGAUAUCCUCCACAUUUUUGGGGCAUGGUUUUAAUAACACUGGAAUCCAAGAUUAUAUUAUAUUUUGGGGGCAUGUUUUUUAAAACACUGGAAUCAAAGACUAUAGUACAUUUUUGGGGCAUGGUUUUAAGAACACUGGAAUCAAAGACAUAUAUAUAUAUAUAGCCAGGGUUAGCAAUAAAUUUGUGUUUUCUGACAACUUGUAAAACUGUUUUUGUUACAUUAGGAACGAAGGCUAUAGCCUUUGAGAAAACCAAUUUUUUUGCUAAAGUAUUUGAGUUACUCUAGUAGUAACUGAAAAAUUUCACUUGUAAAUCAGACAGUUGAAAAUGAUUUGGACAAAGCGAAUUUAUAUAAGUUUUUAACAAUUUACAGAUUUUGAUUUCCUUUAUUUAAAACCAAAACUAUAGCCUUGUAAAAGCCAUGUAUUCGUUGAUAUCGUUGAUAACAAGAAUAGUCUGUUGGUAAUUUCACAUAAUCGAAUGUACCUGAAAAUUAUAUGUUUAAAAUUUGUGAUUUUUGACAGCUUUAAGAACCCCAAUUUUCUCCCAUUAGAAACCAUGUCUUCAAUAGACUUUGGUUUAUGCUGGAAUAAUGCAAAUUUAGUCAUUACUUGUCAAUUCAGUUUAUUGAUUUAAAUAGAAAAUUUGCAUUCUUAACAGGUAAAAAAGUGAAAUUUUUGACAUCUUGUCCGACUUGUAUUUUGUUUUAUUGGAUUCCACUGCUAGUUUACAAAUACUUCACGAUGUUUUGCCAUUACCCAUUAGCUAGCCAAAAAAAGAGAUGCUGUAAACUUUUUAACUUUUAACUGGGCUAACAGCCUUUGAAAAACCCAGGAUAGUCCAAAAUUCUAUAUUUGUAAGAGAAUACACUUUUUGCUUCUAAAAGAGGAGAUCCAAGAGUAUUCUAAGUAAAAGGAUUCUGAAAAACGACUUUGACGACGUUUUUGACCUGGUAUUUUCAACACUAUUUGAAGUCUUUGUCUGGAAUCAGCUUCUCCACUGAAGUGCCACCCUCCCUAAAGAAUUUAGAAAUGAACGUGGAAACUCGGUCUUGUUUUGUAAUAAGGUUUGUAUAUAAUUUCCAGUUUUGUCAAGUUUUGUUUACAAUUUUUAUAGAUUCAUUGAUAGAAACAGAUUGUAAUUAGGUCAUGGGCCAUCUCGGCCUAUGUACCUUUAUCAUAAAAAAGUAAUUAGGCUCAGAGUCUUGUACGCAAAGCUGAAUUAUGGUUUGCUGUUGCCUUCAUGUUGGAGGUGAGAGAAAAGUAGACAUAUUGAAUGGUAGUUUAAACAUUUCAAAAAAAUAUGAUUUGUACAAAAUUAAACUACAAUCACGGUAGUCGACUAUUAUUUAAACUCCAUAAGAAAUGCUCGAUUAGGAAAACAUUAAAGAAAAUUUAAACUGAUUGAAUUGACGGCAAUUAUGAAAUUUCUAGAAAUACAAAAACAGGCAAGAAGGACAACAACAAAAAUGUCAUAUGGUAAUCAAAAGUGUCGAAGGAAGUUCCAUGGCCGCAUCGAGGAUCGAAUCAGUCGAGGAAGUUUCUUGCACAUUACAGAAGUUUUGUACACAAAUGACAUAGCCAUGUCAUAACAUAUCACGGGAAAUACGUGAACAUAUAAUAGGAAACCAAAGCUUUUUACUGCACUGCACUUACACAGAAAAUACUCGCAAUUGAAAUGAAUACCAGACAUUGAAUGCCUUGCUUUGGUGUUGCUAGGCUGACUCAAACUUUGUUGUGAUCGAAUUGAUAACACUCUGAAUAACAACAAAUUGAGAGUGUUCCAAUUAUGGUCAAGCUUUUUAAUUAACAGGAGGCGGUAGGGGGUUACCUAUAACCUGUAGCACAAAGGGGUAGGAAAAAUCAAGCACUUGGACCACAAACAUUUCCCAUUGAAGGGUCACGGAUACAAUACGACACAACUUUUAAAACUGUUUGCUUAAAUAUACAGGAGGCAACGUCACAACAUUUAAUAUCUUUUAUGAUGAAUGGUAUGAAAUUAUAUACGAACUAUUGCUACUAAGUAGAAUUACAAAAGUAUAAACAAACUGCAUACAAACCAAGUAUCUUAGACACUUGUCAACUUUGUCCAUCUUAUUUCCGUCAGUGCAGUAAAGGAUCUUGGUCUGUACAUUUUUUCUUUGCUGUUCAAGGUAGGCGUCUUUAAACUUUAGGUUUCUAACUUCCAUCCCACUCCGAAAUUAGAUAAAACUCGACUAAAUGAUUCGGGGAAACAUCGUAAAUUAAAAAAUCUCAAGAAUAUUUAGCAGUUAACAGAAUCUUGCCGAAGGGUCAAGUUCUUCGGUAAAUUCACUGAAAAUCUGAAAAUUGAAGAUUUCUCCCGAUUCCAAUGUUUCCUGUGUUUUUAACGAAUAAAAACCUGAAGUUUCAAGGUAUUUUCCCCAUUGGAGCCAGGCGGCUGGAAGACCCCACAAGGAUUUAUUAUUAGUGACCAUAAGAACAACCAACUCUAUCAGAUGAUUUAUUCGCACUAUUACCAACACCAGACCCUUAUGGUUACUUGAAAAUCUGGUAUUUCUUGCAUAAAACAUUCGCCCAAGGCAACACUCGCGUUUGUAUGAAAUCGAUAAAUCUGCUGA